AUGAGCAUUGACAAAGAUAACGCCGGGGGAGGAUUUUUUCCUGAUCCUGACCAGCCAGCACAAAGUCCUCCCCAAGACUCUUUCGCGUCUGAACCAAGAAUGGAUAUGAUGUCGCAUUCCGUGGAGGAAUCCAGCCAUCAAGAUGAUGCUCUAGGAGGUGGAUUUGUUCCCGAUAAAGCCCCGACUGAAUCAGAUACGUCCGUCCGCGAAAAUGAAGAUUCUGGCGGCGGUUUUACCACCGAUGACCUUCAAGAUGAUGGCUUUGCUAUACCUCCAACGGCCACACGUUCGUUGUCAAGUCCAGAGAAGGCAAAACAUCGUGGCCUUUCAAAUGCCCCCAGAUACGAACUAGUUGUGAUUCCAAACAAUACUGAGCCAGUGGUCAAGGAGAAUACCUUGAAGGCCAACAUCGGUAACCCACAAGGACUUGAGGGAUCAUCUGAGCAAGCUGCCCUUGCUGUUGACUCUUCAACGAACCGUGACUCGAAGUCUGCCAGUGUGGAGUUUCUCUCCAGGCCGCCUUCUCCGCCUGAACCUGAGCCCAAGCCCUCGUCCCCAGUAGAGUCUGAUAGCGAGAUUGAAAAGGGUUCUCUACUAUCAGAGGAUCCUGAGGAUGAGGAUGCAGUUCCAGAUUGGCUCAUGUUUGAUUAG
Penicillium cosmopolitanum is the source of this 651-nucleotide messenger RNA. RefSeq lists its product as uncharacterized. The record is from RefSeq and is a predicted model, not a curated record. Bases 1 to 651 code for a protein of 216 amino acids. The transcript has a single exon. Lineage: Eukaryota; Fungi; Ascomycota; Eurotiomycetes; Eurotiales; Aspergillaceae.